Molecule: messenger RNA, 1559 nt
Organism: Drosophila willistoni
Lineage: Eukaryota; Metazoa; Arthropoda; Insecta; Diptera; Drosophilidae
Gene: Got1
Product: aspartate aminotransferase, cytoplasmic
Exons: 5
Coding region: 21-1268 (415 amino acids)
Biological process (GO): L-aspartate biosynthetic process
Cellular component (GO): cytosol
Molecular function (GO): L-aspartate:2-oxoglutarate transaminase activity; pyridoxal phosphate binding
Source: RefSeq, a predicted model, not a curated record
CAAGUGAAGCGCAUAAAACCAUGUCCAUAUACGCGGAUGUAAAAAAGGGGCCGGCAAUUGAGGUGUUUGCCCUCACCCAAGCCUUUAAGGACGAUUCAAAUCCAAACAAAGUCAAUUUAUCAGUGGGUGCCUAUAGAACAAAUGAGGGACAGCCUUGGGUUCUGCCCGUGGUUAGGAAUACCGAAAAAAAUAUUGCCAGCGAUGAGAACAUUAACCAUGAGUAUUUGCCAGUGACUGGUCUGGAUACAUUCACAAGUGCCGCAACGCAAUUGGUUUUGGGUGCCGAUUCCAUAGCUCUUAAGGAGAAACGUGCCUUUGGUGUCCAGACUAUAUCUGGAACUGGUGCCUUGCGUGUGGCCGCUGAGUUUUUGUAUCAGCAAUUGAAGCGUAAUGAUGUCUAUUAUUCCAAUCCCACGUGGGAGAAUCAUCAUAAGAUCUUUGCGGAUACGGGAUUCACUAAAUUGCAUUCGUAUCGCUAUUGGGACCAGAACAAACGUCAAUUGGACUUGAAGGGGAUGCUGGCUGAUUUGGAUCAGGCUGUUCCCGGAUCAGUGAUCAUUUUGCAUGCUUGCGCCCACAAUCCUACUGGAAGUGAUCCCACCCAAGAACAAUGGAAGGAAAUUGCCGAUUUAAUGGAGCGCAAAAAACUUUUCCCCCUCUUCGAUUCAGCAUAUCAGGGUUUCGCCAGCGGCGAUCCUGACCGUGAUGCCUGGGCUGUACGUUAUUUUGUGGAUCGCGGCUUUGAGCUGUUCGUGUGUCAAUCGUUUGCUAAGAAUUUCGGUCUAUAUUGCGAGAGAGCUGGCAAUUUGACUAUCGUGCAAAAGAAUGGAGCCACACGUGAUGCCAUUCACUCCCAAUUGACUUUGAUCAUCCGUGGUUCUUAUUCGAAUCCUCCUGCUUAUGGUGCACGCAUUGUGUCCAAGGUGUUAAACACUCCCGAAUUGCGGCAAGAGUGGAUGGGCUGCAUUCAGUCGAUGUCCUCACGAAUUCGCGAGAUGCGCCAAGCAUUGCGCAGCAAACUUGUGGAAUUGGGCACUCCUGGUACCUGGGAUCACAUUGUCAAUCAAAUCGGAAUGUUCUCCUAUACUGGUCUGAAUGAGCAACAAGUUCGCAUUCUCAUUGAUAAAUAUCACAUUUAUUUGCUCAAGACCGGACGUAUUAAUAUGUGUGGUUUGAAUACGGGAAAUAUUGAUUAUGUAGCCAAAGCUAUUCAUGCUGCUGUCACUUCCGGUUCGGCUGCUUCAUGCCAUUGCGAAAACAAAUUGUAAAAACAACGAUUGCAGUUAAUAAUAAAUACAUACUCGUAGCCAGGUCCACUUAUUGUCAGCACAAUUAGCAUUUAAAUGAAACUGCAAAUGUUAAAAAGCAACCAAAAGAAACAUUUAUAUACGGCUUUUAUAUACCAUAUAUUGUAUACAAUUAUAUACUUAUGUAGUUUGUGUUUUUUAGAUGUAUACGAAAUAGCCGGGAGAACUUGUUUAAAUAUUAGCAUUAAAUCACAUUAAUUUGUGCGUAGAACUCAAUUACAACGACAAUAAAAAAGCAUUAAAGUAUUGAAA